Molecule: messenger RNA, 2256 nt
Organism: Erinaceus europaeus (western European hedgehog)
Lineage: Eukaryota; Metazoa; Chordata; Mammalia; Eulipotyphla; Erinaceidae
Gene: TOMM40L
Product: translocase of outer mitochondrial membrane 40 like
Exons: 10
Coding region: 1189-2115 (308 amino acids)
Biological process (GO): protein import into mitochondrial matrix
Cellular component (GO): mitochondrial outer membrane translocase complex; mitochondrial outer membrane
Molecular function (GO): transmembrane protein transporter activity
Source: RefSeq, a predicted model, not a curated record
GGGGAGGUGGGGGCUCGAACCAGGAUCCUUACACGGGUCCUUUAGCUUUGCGCCAUGUGUGCUUAACCCCCUGGGCCACCGCCCAGCCUCCCAUGAAAGUCUUUUUGUAUAAGCAUUAUGCUAUGUCCCCAGUCCCAUUCCCAGGUUCAGUUUUCUAGGAUGAACCCUACAAAGCAGCUCCUUGGGGAAAGGUGGGUUCUAUCAGCUAAUGCUGCACACCUGCACCUGUUCCCCAAUUCUCACAGCCCACUCCCAUUGCACCCAAAGGGCAAGAUGAGACUGGGGAUACAGACCACAGGAUAGAGGCUUGAGUGCAUGUCUCAGAAAGGUUGCAAGUAGUUGUCCACUGGAAGUGUAUUUUGGGGGCCCCUUUGAGGAGGGUUCCGAAGGGAUCUCUGUCUUCAAAAGAAAAAAAAAAUUUUUUUCCCUUUUUUUUAAAACGAGAGCACUGCUCAGCUCUGGUGUAUGGUAGUGUGGGGAUUGAACCGGGGCUUUGGAGCCUCAGGCAUGAGCGAAUCUUUUGUAUGACCAGUAUGUUUGUUAUCUAUCCCCAACCUGUGAAGGGCUCUUGAUGGGGGUUGUGAAGAAGAGUGUGAGGUGCCAGGAUUCCAAAGCGGACUUCAUAGUAUGCCAGCUUUGAAGGCGCGUUUCUGGGUUCAUUGGGUACAAAUUUCCCCAUGCUCCUAGGAACCAUCAGACCCGCGGGUCCCUGACUUUGGGGACCUGGACUUUCCAGUUUAGGUACAGUCGCUUUCACUUCAGUCCGCCCGCCGCAGCAGCCAGGCUUGCAGCUCUUUGGACGUCGGACCUGCCACUCCUUUGCUUUUUGCUUUCCCAUUGGCUUGUGGCAGAUCAGGCAGCCUUCCUGUUAGCCCAUUAAGCAGGACCCAACCAAGGGCGGGCCGUACUUUUCCGAGCACUUCUUUUGCCAGCUUGCAAGAUGGCGCUCCAUCCCGCGCUAGGGAUGCUGCAUGAAGCCGCAGCCCUGCCAUCACUCAAGAUGGCCGCACCCAUCAAGAUGACCGGGGUGUGCCGGGAGAAAGGUGCAGAGUUGUGGUCUGCGACGGUCUAGCAGCGGACCAUGUGGAAGUUUCUAGGACUGGGGAGCCGGGUAAUGGGGGGUGGGACCCUUGGGGGGGACAGGGAACUUUAGCGUCCAUCCCAGACUAGCCCCGGCCCCCGACUGACAUGGGGAACACUUUGGGUCUGGCACCCAUGGGGGCUUUGCCGCGCCGGAGCCCCCGUCGAGAGGAGCCUCUGCCCAACCCUGGGAGCUUCGAUGAGCUGCACCGCCUGUGCAAAGAUGUUUUUCCGGCUCAGAUGGAGGGCGUGAAGCUGGUGGUCAACAAGGUUCUGAGCAGUCAUUUCCAGGUAGCUCACACCGUGCACAUGAGUGCCCUGGGAUUGGCCGGCUAUCACUUACACGCAGCAUAUGCUGGGGACUGGCAACUUAGCCCCACUGAGGUCUUCCCCACUGUGGUGGGGGACAUGGACAGCAGCGGCAGCCUCAAUGCCCAGGUCCUGGUCCUGCUGGCAGAACGCCUCCGAGCCAAAGCUGUCUUCCAGACGCAGCAGGCCAAGUUCCUGACAUGGCAGUUUGAUGGGGAAUAUCGGGGUGAUGACUACACAGCUACCCUGACCCUUGGGAACCCCGAUCUGAUUGGAGAGUCAGUGAUCAUGGUGGCCCACUUCCUGCAGAGCCUUACACAGCGGCUGGUGCUAGGGGGAGAGCUGGUGUACCACAGGCGACCAGGCGAAGAGGGGGCUAUUCUGACACUGGCGGGAAAGUACUCAGCUGGGCACUGGGUGGCCACCUUGAACGUGGGGUCAGGCGGGGCCCAUGCAAGUUAUUACCACAGGGCCAACGAGCAGGUUCAAGUUGGAGUGGAGUUUGAGGCCAAUACCAGGCUCCAGGACACCACAUUCUCCUUUGGCUACCACCUGACCCUGCCCCAGGCCAACAUGGUAUUCAGAGGCUUGGUGGACAGUAACUGGUGUGUGGGGGCUGUGCUAGAGAAGAAGAUGCCCCCCCUGCCUGUCACCCUGGCCCUUGGGGCCUUCCUCAACCACUGGCGCAACCGCUUCCACUGCGGCUUCAGCAUCACCGUGGGCUGAGACUAUCUCCAAGCCAACACCACCACAGUGGCCACCUGGACGGCUGAGGACCAAGGCCCAUCUCUGGAACCCAUCUAAUUGGGCAACCACAGGGUCCCAGGAGCAGAGUAGGGGAUGGGACUGUGCCCUGGGAACUGGAGC